Molecule: messenger RNA, 273 nt
Organism: Meloidogyne enterolobii
Lineage: Eukaryota; Metazoa; Nematoda; Chromadorea; Rhabditida; Meloidogynidae
Source: the annotation of a GenBank genome assembly
AUGUUUGUUCUUCGUGUGGUGGCCUUUGGAGAAUAUGCUGAUGGCCUUCAUGGUGGUGGUCUGUUUUGCUUCUGGUGGUGGUUUGGUGGCUCUCAACAUGCUUUUGGUGGUUGGUGGCUCUCUUCAUGCUUGUGGUGGUGGUUUGGUGGCUCUCAACAUGCUUUUGGUGGUGGUGGCUCUCUUCAUGCUUGUGGUGGUGGUUGGUGGCUCUCUUCAUGCUCUUGGUGGUGUUGGUGGAAUAUGGUCGGGGUGUGGUUUUUUAUUAAAAAUUAA